This is a messenger RNA of Rotaria socialis, 399 nucleotides long. Lineage: Eukaryota; Metazoa; Rotifera; Eurotatoria; Philodinida; Philodinidae. The record is from the annotation of a GenBank genome assembly.
AUGCCAAUCACUCGACACAAUUUUGUAAAUGAGCCGAAUAUUGUACCUGUCCAUUGCAAUCAUGAUGGUAACAUUGUAUUGCUGCCAUCUGCUGCUUUGAAAUGUUCAGCAUGUAACAAGGUUAUUCGCUCAAAGUAUAAAUCGAAUGUAGACCAGUUUUGUCGUACUAAAGACAUAGUCGUAGCAAUGUGUAUGGAGUGGAAACAGAAGACUGUUAAUUCAUUUUUACCGAAUACAUACAUUUCAGCUGCAAAAUGUGCUACACCAGAUCCUGAAGAAGAACUUACAAAGGAAUUAUGGACUAUCUAUGAAAGAUUACAAAAUAAUUCUAAACGUGCGAAUGCAAUAGAAUAUUUCAAUGCUUUAAAAACAAAACAAGAGCAAACAUAUAAAAAGUAA